AUGCCUGACCAAUCCGUUCAGUGUGUCGCGCUUAGAGCACUGUUGGGCCAGCAGAAAGUCCUUUUGCCCGAUAACACUGCCUAUACGACAUCACUAAGCUCCUACUUCUCGCAGCAGGAGGCAGCUGUUCAACCUGCAUGUAUUGUACUUCCGCAGACGUCAUUAGAUGUCUCGGAAGCAGUGAUAUCCCUUCAAAAGCCGGAAAAUGGACAGCGGUGCCCCUUUGCAAUUCGCUCAGGUGGUCACACUGCCUGGGCUGGUGCAGCCAAUAUUGCAGAUGGCGUCGUGAUUGAUCUCCGCAACCUAAAUACCAUUGAAUUGUCGCCGGAUCAGUCGACUGUCUCUGUUGGGGUGGGGGCUUCUUGGGAUAUGGUCUACGCUCUGCUUGACCCGCUUGGUCUCAGUGUGAAUGGUGGCCGAGCAGCUGGAGUAGGCGUCGGGGGUCUCUGCCUUGGCGGCGGUAUCUCAUAUUUCUCACCUCGAUAUGGCUGGACCUGCGACACCGUAACCAAUUACCAAAUCGUCCUCGCCGAUGGAUCUCUUGUGAAUGCCAACGCGCAGUCAAACCCCGACUUAUUCCGAGCUCUGAAAGGAGGAAACAACAACUUCGGCAUCGUGACUCAAAUUGAACUAAUAACCUUUGCACAAGGAGACAUAUGGGCUGCUACAAUGUACAAUGAUCUCAGCAUUGUCGACGAUAUUAUUGCUGAGUUUGUCAAGAUUAAUUCUCCCACCGCAUAUGACGAAUAUGCAUCUCUUAUCACGUCUUUCGGGUACUCGCAGGCUCGAAACAUGAUGGUCAUUUCGAGCAACCUCGAGUACACGAAGCCCGUUGAGAAUCCGCCUGUAUUCGAGGACUAUCUAGCGCUACCGAGUAUGAUGUCUACGUCUCAGAUUACAAAUAUGACUAACCUUGCCUUUGCGACUCAAGCCCUUCAACCGAAUGGAGCAAGAUCCCUUUCUCUCGUAACUACCCUGCUUUCCACAGCACCAGUCAUCAAAGCAGCCUACGAAGCAUGGAAAUCCAGCGUUCCCUCUAUCAAGAAUAUCCCAAACAUCGUCUUCGCACUAGCCCUUGAACCCCUCCCACCAAUUUUCUACUCUCGACAUGCAAGCUCCAAUUCCAUGGGCCUCGACGACAGGGCAGACUCCCUCAUUGUCGCCCUCAUCAGCGCAACAUGGAUUACGCCCGAUGAUGAUGCGCUCGUAGGCACCACGGCUCAUUCACUUCUAAAUAGCAUCAAUGCCGCUGCUAGACAGCUCGGUGGAUUGGAUCCGUAUGUCUAUCUUAACUAUGCGGGUCAGAAUCAGGAUCCUAUUGAGAGUUAUGGGCACAAAAGCGUUAGGCAGUUGCAGAAGGUUAGAGAGAGAGUAGAUCCGACUUUGGUAUUUACUCAGCAGGUGCCUGGUGGGUAUAAGAUUCCUUCGUCGUAGGAGUCUAUUAUGGUACUCAAGAAUAGAAGCAUAUAUUAACAAGACAGUAUUAAUAUCCUUCAUCAUUAAUGAAGCGUGGCUUUUCAGGAAUACGUAGAAAUGAAAACCACUUCAGUUGAAAGACAUAGUUACUCCCAAUUCACCAGCAUGGUCUCCUCCCCCUUCAGCCCCGUAUACCUCACACUAUCCCUCCACACCAUCAACCUCUUGCUCUCAUCCCUAGCUUCAGGACUAAUCUCAGCCACCUCAGAGCCAUCCAGAUACAUUCCCUGCGGCCGCUCUCCCAGAACAGGGUUACAAUCCAAAGCCGCCGCCAAAAUAUCCCCUGCAGACUUUUCGGGUGUACGGAUGUCGUUGUUACCAGUAGGGUUGCGCCAAUGCUUGAUAGCGGCAAGUAUCGGGAGAAGAAGCUGGAACAAGAUCACUCGGAUGAAAAAAGGGCUGUGGCGGGCUAGGUUAGUGGGGACGGUGCCGGGAUCGACGCCGAGA
Molecule: messenger RNA, 1923 nt
Organism: Talaromyces stipitatus ATCC 10500
Lineage: Eukaryota; Fungi; Ascomycota; Eurotiomycetes; Eurotiales; Trichocomaceae
Product: oxidoreductase, FAD-binding, putative
Exons: 3
Coding region: 1-1434 (477 amino acids)
Molecular function (GO): FAD binding
Source: RefSeq, a predicted model, not a curated record